Molecule: messenger RNA, 300 nt
Organism: Symbiodinium necroappetens
Lineage: Eukaryota; Dinophyceae; Suessiales; Symbiodiniaceae
Source: the annotation of a GenBank genome assembly
ACCGUUCGCGACGCCUGGGCUGAGCUCCAAACCACGGGUUCAACCGAGGGCGUGGCGAAAACCGCGGUGCUGAAGUCCGUACUCAGCGAGCGUGCGGAUCUCUUCGAGUUCGCUGGGGAUACCAUCGAGCUCACCGAGGCUGCGCAGAUGAUGAAUCCCACAGAUGGCUUGCCGGCCAAUAUCCUCACGGCCGACGGUGGCCUGAUGGAGGAAUGGGAUGCCAGCAAGGGGGAGGAUGGCGAUGCGGUCGUGAUCGACGCCGCACCGGGAGAAGCGCCCCGUGCCGUCGGGCAGGUGGGG